Molecule: messenger RNA, 489 nt
Organism: Closterium sp. NIES-67
Lineage: Eukaryota; Viridiplantae; Streptophyta; Zygnematophyceae; Desmidiales; Closteriaceae
Source: the annotation of a GenBank genome assembly
CACUGCUUCUCUCGCUGCGCUGGACAGAGUCUCUCACUCCCCACCCCGACUCGCUACGAUUCACGUUCACCGUCGUCGAUUUCCUCUCCUGUGGUUCUAAAGUCGCCGCUUACUAGCAACUCGUAUCAGGUAGCGCUUUGAGUUAGCGUUCCCCUUCGUCGAAUAUAGGCCAUGGAUCCCACUCGUGGAACGGACGCUGCUGUCGCUGCUCACUGUGCAGCUGCACGAUCAUGUCGCUCGACCUCUCGCGCCGGCAGGGAAUCUCCGCCUCGCAGUUCGUCAGCACCGUCAGCCUCGCGCCCAAUCUCACGUCUCUUCAGGUCGCCCUUUCCGGCACAGACCUUAUCACGGACGCCUUCAUCGCGCUGAUCGCACAAGUGUGUCCCCGCCUCGAGCGCCUAUCGCUGUUCGACAACCUGCGCUAUGGUGGUGCUGAGCACCACGUGUGGACCUGAAGGACCUCUCGCUUGCCUGCCCGCCCUCCGUCAC